AUGACUUCCGUGGUGUCCCUUGACAAUGCAACAUUUAUUCGGCCCUCUGCAUUUUACGUCAGUGGAUUGUACAACAUGCCACAUUCAAAGUAUUACUAUAUGUUUUUAUGCUUUGUGUUUGCUGUGACUGUUUUAGGGAAUUCUUUUAUAAUGGGUACUAUAUACCUGGCACGUAGUCUACACACAGCAAAAUAUAUAGCUGUCGUCAACUUGGCCUUGUCUGAUCUGUGUGGAAGCUCUGCUCUUAUUCCUAUGUAUGCAGACAUGUUUCUGUUAGAGAACCAGUACAUAUCUUAUGAAGACUGUCUCACAAGCAUGUUUUUUGUUUUUCUCUUCAUGAGUCUUCAAUCUUUUACUCUGCUUGCUUUGUCCUUUGACAGAGUAAUUGCUAUAUGUUUUCCUCUGCGGUAUCAUGCUAUUGUCACCAAAACCACAAUGACUCUGAUUAUUGGUGUUUUGUGGGUUAUAUCUGUCACUAUCAAUGGUGUUACUGUAGCUCUAAUUGACAGACUGUCCUUCUGUAGAUCUACCACAGUUGACAGUUAUUUCUGUGACCAUGGCCCUGUCAUCAAACUAGCCUGUAAUGAUAAUACUCCUAAUUACAUGAUGGCAGAUACCUAUAUUAUUUUAGUUCUUUGCAUUCCAUUAACACUAAUAGCUUUCUUAUAUGUUUGUAUUGGUGUUGCAUUGCUUAAAAUUGCACAUGGAGCUGAUCGUAUUAAAGCUAUGAAAACAUGCACUUCCCACCUCAUAUUAGUGGCCAUGUUUUAUCUACCAGUCUUUAGCAUUUAUAUGUUGACUCUUACAACAUCUGUACCCAUAAAUACUAGAAUAUUUAACUCAGUCCUAACACAAGCAAUUCCACCCAUGUUAAACCCCAUCAUAUAUACUCUGAAGACAGAGGAGGUAUUGCAGUCUAUUAAAGUACUCUACAAACGAAUCAAGGUGAACUUUGCAAUGGAGGAUCCUGUAAAAAGCACUGCAAAGAAUUAA
Molecule: messenger RNA, 993 nt
Organism: Colossoma macropomum (tambaqui)
Lineage: Eukaryota; Metazoa; Chordata; Actinopteri; Characiformes; Serrasalmidae
Product: olfactory receptor 1E1-like
Exons: 1
Coding region: 1-993 (330 amino acids)
Biological process (GO): G protein-coupled receptor signaling pathway
Cellular component (GO): membrane
Molecular function (GO): G protein-coupled receptor activity; olfactory receptor activity
Source: RefSeq, a predicted model, not a curated record